UACGUCUUUUCUAUUUGUCAUUUGGUGUAGGGUUUUUCUGUCAAAGAUCUCGCAAAGGCCUAUCACAAUGUCGAAUGUAUUAACGCGUUUAACGGUUCAAACAAGUGCAUUUAUUUCGUCGCGGCAGCGCUUGGCAGUUUGCAAAUCGUUAUACAGAAACGUCAGCUAUGGCUAUGGCACAAAAUUACAGCCCAAAAACAAUCGUCGCCUUCUAUCGCUGCUGGGCUACAGCGCUGUCUCAUUGGCGGCACUCGGCGCGUUUAUCACAUUUCGAAGUUCCGUCAACAAAGCGAAUGCAAUGAGGAAGAAAAGCCUGCACCGCGACGAGACCGAGACUGAGAAUAUCAAGCUGACGGCGCGCGAAAGACGUUUUAUCAAAUUCGCCUCUGUGGAGUAUGGCGAUCAGUUGUAUAUGACUCCGCAGGACUUCCUAGAGUCUGUGGUGGAACAGGAGCCUAGACCCCGUCUUAAGCGUCGCAUCCUCAGCAACGAAGAGGUGGAGAAGUACAAGGAUCAAACGCCUGCUGUCAAAAAGGGUUCCUCUCGUCUAUUUCGUAAUCUCAGAGAUAAGGGCAUUGUUUCCUACACGGAAUACUUGUUCCUACUCUCCGUAUUGACAAAACCCAAGUCGGGCUUUCGCAUUGCCUUCAACAUGUUCGACACUGAUGGAAAUCAACGCGUGGAUAAGAUUGAGUUUCUCGUCAUUGUUUCGAUUUUGGCUGGUGCUUUGAAGGACAUUCAAGAUGUUGAUCCGAAAACAAAGGAACUUCUGCUCCGUUUAGUACCGUAUGAGGAUCCAAAUACUAAGAAUAAGCCCUCUCCGGAAGAACCUCCACGGAAAAAGGGUCUUAUGGAGCGCAUAUUCAGUGGCGCUUGGAAAGAAAAACACGGUGACCAAUUGAAUGAAGGUGAAGAAAAUUCAAACGAGACUCCCGAUGAGCGUGACUAUGUUAACGAUAGUGAGGGAUUGCAGCGACGUCACCAAGUUGCCACCACGUUGCAACUGCAUUUGUUUGGCAAACGGGGAACCGGCGUCAUCAACUACGAUAACUUCUAUAAGUUCAUGGACAAUUUGCAAACGGAGGUGCUUGAACUCGAAUUCAAUGAGUUCUCCAAGGGUCAGACCCAUAUCUCAGAGCUGGACUUUGCCAAAAUUCUGCUGCGUUACACGUAUCUGGCCACCGAUGAGUAUGAUGUGUUCCUAGAGCGUCUGCUGCAUCGCGUCAAGGACGAGAAGGGAAUAUCAUUCAAUGAUUUUCGCGAUUUUUGCCAUUUUCUAAAUAAUUUAGAUGAUUUCACCAUUGCCAUGCGAAUGUACACGCUGGCCGAUCGUGCAAUCUCCAAGGAUGAGUUUGCGCGUGCUGCUAAAAUCUGUACUGGAUACAAUUUGAGUGAGCAUUUGAUUGAUACCGUUUUUGCCAUAUUCGAUGCAGACGGCGAUGGUCUGUUGCAUUAUAAGGAGUUUAUAGCGAUCAUGAAGGAUCGCCUUCAUCGGGGCUUCAGACCUGGUGACGAUAUCAUUAAGAUGCGUUAUAAAAAAUCAAAUGACUCUGAUGCCAGUUCAAAGUCGGUGGCCAAAACCGAGGGCUGGGAUGCCUUCAAGUACUGCCUGAAUCAAGAAAUGAAAGCACUAAAAAAAGGAUCCAACUAAGUGUCAACUGACUGAUUGCGCAGCCGUAGUACAUAUGACAGAAGAUGAAGCGAAAGUGACGCCAAAGUGAAACAAAACACACAAAAAUUCUAGUUACCAAUUUUUUCUUCCAAAGAAUCAAAAUCUCUUGUUUUAGCUCCAAGUACUUAAACCAAUUGUUUAUUAUUGUUAAACUUUAAAAUUGUUAUGACUUUGUUGAUCAAAACUAUGCCAAAACUUAUAUGAUUUGAGAUCUUUAUGAGCACUAGAACACUAACAAAUGCAGUUAACUUACCAAAAGAUAAAUGAAACCGACAACGAAUAAAUACAAAAUUCUUA
Drosophila albomicans is the source of this 1969-nucleotide messenger RNA. RefSeq names its product calcium uptake protein 3, mitochondrial (gene MICU3). The transcript is spliced from 12 exons. The coding region runs from base 68 to 1651 and encodes 527 amino acids. Gene Ontology annotation, molecular function: calcium ion binding. Lineage: Eukaryota; Metazoa; Arthropoda; Insecta; Diptera; Drosophilidae. The record is from RefSeq and is a predicted model, not a curated record. Gene Ontology annotation, biological process: calcium import into the mitochondrion; mitochondrial calcium ion homeostasis. Gene Ontology annotation, cellular component: uniplex complex.